Molecule: messenger RNA, 3192 nt
Organism: Arctia plantaginis
Lineage: Eukaryota; Metazoa; Arthropoda; Insecta; Lepidoptera; Erebidae
Source: the annotation of a GenBank genome assembly
AUGUCUGUGUACAUGUAUGGUAGUAGAAAGUGCACAGAGAACGAGGCCAAGGAAGAUAGAACCAUCAGAGAAUUGGUUGGCCGCUUGUCAUGGCCAAAUGAUCCUAGAUUGAAGGGCUGUCGCAAGAACACGCGCCUCCUAGAUGCUGUCGGAAAUGGUGACAUCGAGAGAAUAUCUAAACUAUUAAAGUUAGAUGCUAGCCCCAAUGCCACGUGCCAUCUAAACUGCGUAUCAGCUUGUCACAUGGCUGCCAUGAUGGAUAAUGAAUCGUUAUCGAUGCUCAUCGCAGCUGGGGCUCAAAGCUUUAGGACUGAUGGUCUUGGUCGAAUUCCACUACAUCUCGCCGCUUGGGCAGGAAGAUCGAGACAAAUUGCUGUUUUAUUGGAUUUUCCAGAAUACUUCCAAAAUAAAGUUGAAGUUAAAAAAAUACCACCAAAAAUCGAGCUUGAAAUAAAAAAAAUGUGUUUUAAAGAAAAACAUCUAAUUAACGUUCCAUGUGACACGACUAAGUCUUCCACUCUUCCUGAGGCUUGGAGUGACAGCAUGGAGCACGACUGUCACCAAUUUAGUAAACACAUGCCGGAAAUUGAGUCAGGCUGGACAGCACUGCAUUUAGCUUGUGCGCGGGUGCAUUAUUCCUGCAUUCAGUUGCUACUCGCUGCUGGAGCCGACUUCAACGCGUUAGACGUUGUGGGCAGAACGCCCUUGGACGUGAUGGGAGCUGCACACCAUUUGGGGUUUGCUAUCGACAUCCGCGAUUUUAUUGACACUAUCAGCCUCAUAGCAGUUGCGGGUGGAAUAAUAAAAGAUAAUCCUUUCAUGAAUGGUUCGGGAACCAUUAAUACAUUGCUACAUACAGCAGUGGAGUUGGGAAGUAAGGAAGCCGUAAAGGUACUUCUGAAAGCGGGUGCUUCUGCAAUCAGUCUUAAUAGUAAUGGUCUGACUCCCUUACAUAUUUGUGUUAGCAGAAAACUCAAAAAGAUUUUGCAGUUACUAGCAAACUUUGAGCACAGUAAUCAACAUACUCAAGUAGAAGUUGUAGAUGCUAAAGAUAAAAAUGGGGAGACUUUCCUCGGUGCCGCAGUCAGAGCGCAGUGGAUAGAUGGCGUGCGCGUUGCUGUAGGAGCUGGUGCUAACGUUUUUAUACAGGCAAAUGAUGGCAAUUCACCCUUUCACUUCGCCGCGGCACUUGGCAAUGUACAAAUUUUCGAAACUUUAUUAACUGUUGCCAAAUACUCUAUCGACUUACCGAAUCAAGAAGGUCAAACAGCUCUCUCCAUAGCCGUGGCACACAACCACCUAAAUAUUGUUAAAUUAUUACUCAGCAAUGGUGCCUCUUUCGUGAAUAAUAAACCUAAUGGUGAUAACUGUAAUGUCGUGCAUAUAGCGGCUGAGCAUGGUCAUGUAAAAAUAUUAUCAUUUUUACUUAACUGUAAUGCAUUUUAUGAGAAGAAUUUGAUAGACGAUAUAACAAAUGUAAGCCGACGUACUCCAAUAUUUAAUGCUGUUAUGAACAAUCACCUCGAUUGCGUGUCCCUGCUACUUAUUCACCGUGCGACCAUCGAUAUUUUAUUACCAUAUAAGUAUAGUACAGGUGAAGUUAUAAACACCACAGUUUUACAUAUCGCGGCGGCUGAAAAUUAUGUCGAAAUUGUUGAGGUCCUGUUAGAAUUUGAUAGCAAAAUAAUAAAUAAACGUAAUUCGGCAGGAUUACAACCUUUGCAUGAAGCGUGUAUCCAUGGUAAUAGACAUAUAAUUGCUCUACUAAUACAAAAAGGAGCUGAUUUAUCAGCAACACAUCCUAAAGUGAAAACCCCUAUUCAGAUUUUAAUGAAUAAUUUAUCGAAACCGACCGCAUUUUUGGAAGAAAUUUUUGAUUCUUAUAUUACUACUUGCGGUUUAAACAUUGAAGAUAAAGACUGCAAGGUGAAGAUUGAUUACAGACUACUGUUGCCGAAUGCUUUAGAAAUGAAAGAAGUAAAAGUAAUCAAAGCUCUAGUUAAUACUGGAAAUAGUGACAAUCAGAAGACACUGCUUCAUCAUCCGAUGAUAGAAAGCUUCCUUUAUUUAAAAUGGAAGUCACUUUUACCAUUUUUCUACUUUAUAGUUGGACUGUAUGGAUGCUGUGUUGUAUCGUUAAAUAUGUAUGUGAUGUCAGUUUUCUUCGAACUGGAUAAAAACGAGAAUCAGGAUGAAAAGAAACCAAUCUUGUUCCAUGUAUUUACCUGGAAAAUUAUGACAAUUUUGACUGGUGGACUAGUCAUGAUGCAGAUUAUGUUUAUGAAGAUUAUGGCAGGAAAAAGUUAUUUCUUCUUCUUAGAGACUUGGACAAAUUUUAUAGCUACUAUAUUGGCUAUGUUCCUACCUACAGUGAUAUCGACUUUCAGCCCUGAAUCUGAGCUAAUGCGAGCUGUAGCGUGUAUAGCUGUCCUCCUGACCUGGUUAGAGAUGAUGCUCCUCCUCUGCAAAUUUCCACGAUGGGGAUUCUAUGUUUUAAUGUUCGGAAAAGUUACAGCAAAAGUAUUAAAAGUACUGCUAAAUUUUGGGUUUCUAAUCAUUGGUUUCUCAAUCUGCUUUAUGAUACAAUUUCGAAGAAAACCUCCAUUUGAGACUUUGUGGGCUUCAGUUUCUAAAACACUAGUGAUGAUGACGUCAGAAUACGACUAUUCAUCAACCAUAAACAAUAAGAACUCAGAAGACAUCGACACACAUAUAUCAAUUCUACGUGUGAUAUUUGUUGCAUUUGUGAUAUUGGCCUCGAUAGUACUCAUGAAUUUGAUGAUAGGUGUUGCAGUGAACGACGUCAAUAAUUUAGAGAAAAUAGGAAAUCAGAGAAGGUUAGAGAAGCAGGUGGACUUUCUGUCUUCUUUGGAAGAUGCAGACAAAUAUAUUCGAAAAGUUCUACCAAAAAGGUAUUACAAACUAGCCAUUUUUGAUGAGAACGACGUCGUUACCUUAAGUCCGCAUAAACAAACGUGCAAAUAUUACAAAUUAUUUCCGAUACACAUACGUGAGGCUUUAUUUGAAAAGGCUCAGUCACAGAAGAAACAAAUAGACGAGGUUUGCUCAUUGGGUUUGGAAAAAAGACUUGAUGAAAUACAAUACGCUAUAGUUAGACAGAAUGAGAUGCUAGAACAGUUCAGCAAAGAUAUCAUGACAAAAAUACAGGAUCAUAUUAAAUCAAUAAAGUGA